GGAGGGGAUGACAGACAGCACUAUCGGGAAGACCUCACUGGUCCCCCCACCCACGGCGAAGGAGCGCUGCAUCACACCACUGGCAUGAGACAGCAGGCAUCAUAUCAUGGUGAUGGUGAAAUUAGAGUUCUUACUUGUGCGGCCGCCCGCGCUGGACCCCAGAGUAAAUUUCAGACCAAUAUUCCGUAUGUCCCUGUCUCUAUCCACCAAACCUCGCUUACAGUACAUGUACGAGUACACAAGUUAUCCUGUCCCACCAGUCAACCGCCGCCGCACUCCUACUCGAGUACGAGUACUGUACGUACACAGAUCAUGAACAAGAGCAAAUUCAAUUCAACUUCCCCGAAUACCCGAGCCUGCAAACCAUUAACCCUUGCACUCUGCACCCGGCAACUUUGGCAGGAACCUGUUACAUAACCAACCACCCAACACCCCGAUCAUGAGAACUAAACCCUAACCCACUCGCCGGUCAACCGAAUAAGGAAAGUUCGAGAAAAUUCUCCAACCCCCUAACCCCGCCUAGAAUCUUCCAGCAACAUCAACAAUCACUCGUGAUCCCCCGAUCCGCGCCAUCCGGCCAUACCGAGUCAGGUGAGGAUGACGACAGCCGGACGCGAACACACGCGGAGCUCGAGGGUGCUCGAAGUUUCGAGGUUUUUUCUAAGCAUUGACAGGAUUGCGUACGGUACAGUACCAGCGCUCCUUCGAUUCUCUUGAGGGCCAGGAUUGAAGAUAUAAACCCCCUCGACCUCCUCAGGUCUAGACAUCCGAAGCUCAAACCUCGAACAACCCAACACAUCUCCACAUCUCAUUAGAACUCCCCAAACACCCCCUCAAAAAGCUCCCCUCGAAAACACGCGAACCGGCACAAAAUGUCGCUCCUAAGACAAUACUCUGACAUCUUCAGUCUCCUCGACGAGACGGCUCGCACAUCCCAGCACUCCAACCGCCGUGGCACCUUCUCCCCGAGCUUUGACGUUCACGAAACCGAAAAGGCCUACAUCCUCGAAGGCGAACUCCCGGGACUCCACGACAAGUCGAACCUAAGCAUCGAAUUCACUGACCCUCAGACACUCCUCGUCCGCGGCAAGACCGAGCGCAUGCACCGGGAGUCCUCGGAUGGUGACGAGUCCACCGUCACCAAGAAGGACAAGGAGGUCCAGCGGGAAGACAAGGGCAGCACCGAGGAGGAGAAGAAGGAUAAAGAUUCCAAGCCCCGCUAUUGGGUUUCGGAGCGCACGGUCGGCGAGUUCCAGCGUAGCUUUUCAUUCCCGAGUUAUGUUGAUGUGGACGCUGUCAAGGCUAGCCUUACGCACGGGAUUUUGAAGAUUGUGGUGCCGAAGAAGCAGAGUCAGAUUGCCAAGAGGAUUGAGAUUUCCUAAUUCACGUCUGGAGAGAGAAUGUGGUUCGGAAUUGAGCUCGGGAUGGUGGUGGAUUGAUUGUUAUGCGUUUCCCUUUUUCUCUUUCUUUUUCUUCUCCAUUUCCUUCCUGCCCAAUGAUUCUGACGAUUUUUACGAUCGGCACAAUCCUUGAUAGUCGCUCCUUGGGUUCCCUGUGGGUUUGGCAGUACAUUCAGUUUAGUGCAGGAUACACUCGUUAGGUGGCCCCGUUAUUAACUGGUGUCUAUCCUCUGUUUUCCAGUUAUUUCCCUACCUGCCUGCUACUAAAUUCCCGAUAUUACACAAAAAAAGCCCCUAUCCACAUGCAUUCAUGCGCUGUGAUUACUCGGUAUUUUUCAUAUCCUGUCACUCUUUCCAAACCGGUACUUGGUCUCAAGUGUUCUUAAUCAAUCUUAACACAUCCGUCAAUUACAAAAUAGAUGCCCCGCGCUUAAUAACUUGGACAAAACCGAGUGAAUCUCUGUGAGGCCAGUAUUGUGCCGCCUUUCAGGAAUUAGCAAUGUGUCCACGAAAAAAAAAACAUUGUGGUUUUGUGUUCUAGACUUGCACCUGUCCCGUGGCGGUGAAGGGGCAGCCGUCGAUCACGCACAAGGUUCUGUUCCGGUGGAGUCUAGAUAUCCAACUUCUCUACGGCAUGUUCUGUGCGGGUUACAUCCCAUCCAGAACACACUUGCUCGGGAGCUCCGCUCCUCAUAAGAUGCGUGCCGGGGAAAGUUAUCCCACUACUAGGUUUUCCCACUAUCGUGUUUGCAGCCCGCCCAUCUAAACGGAGCUCCAACAGAAGGCAUCUCAAGCAUCUGGUAUCGUAGAAAUUCUCACGCCUUACCUAGCCAAGCCAACCCCCAACCAUCACGCCUCACCAACGCAUUUGCUUCCAUGGCACGGAUAUACACUCACUCACUCACUCACACCCACCCACCGACUACCAUUUUCUUGCUUUCCCUUAAUAGCCAGACUAAGCCCUCGCAUCAGAGCACGGAACGAAAAAAGAAACCGAAAAUCCCAAGCGCCAAGGGGCCACUCAUGACCUCACCUUCACUCCACGGGACACAGAAUCCGACAUAGGAUGGCACCGCGGAGAGCGAGAGCCGUCGCCGCAUUCAUACAUAUA
Molecule: messenger RNA, 2511 nt
Organism: Tuber aestivum (summer truffle)
Lineage: Eukaryota; Fungi; Ascomycota; Pezizomycetes; Pezizales; Tuberaceae
Source: the annotation of a GenBank genome assembly